Messenger RNA from Pogona vitticeps (central bearded dragon), 13179 nucleotides. The record is from RefSeq and is a predicted model, not a curated record. Lineage: Eukaryota; Metazoa; Chordata; Lepidosauria; Squamata; Agamidae.
UCAAACGAAGCAACUCUUCCGUAUGUUCCGGUUGCAACCCGGAAACGUCACCAUCCUUCAGGGCUUCAUCCGCUGUGACUUCUUCCCUUGAGGCCAAUUCAAUACAUCACUCCCCACGAGAGAGUUGGUUUCUUCCCCUCAGUCUUCUGCUCCCCCCCUCGUGGCAGGCCUUGGUUGGUUCCGUCCAUAACACCACCACCCCCCACUUUUCCCUCUGAGGGCGUCUCGGAGCAAGAGGGUCUUUCCUGUCGUCGGAGUGGGCGGGAGUCCGCCAUGGCCACGACUUCCCCGGAGGCUCCCGGGACGGGGUUGCAGGGCUUGUUGCUUCAGUUGCACGGCGCCCUGCAAAGCGGCGACCCUGGCAGCGCAGCCCUCCAGAGCCACAGUGUGGUCCGUUCUUGGGCGGAGAGGUGCCUGACGAGUAGCGGAGACGGCGUCCUGGCCCUACAGACCUCGCUGGUGUUUUCUAAAGAAGAUGGGUUACUUGCCUUCAUCCAUAAGUCACUGAACAUUGAAGAGUUCCGAGACUGCAGAGAAGAGGCAUUAAAAUUUCUUUGUGCCUUUUUGGAAAAGAUUGGACAAAAAGUUCACCCUUAUGCACAAGAUAUAAAGCGGGUGUGUUUUAGUGUUUAUGUGAAAGACAAAGCAGCAAAAUGCAGGAUCCCAGCCCUAGAACUACUGAUCAAGCUUCUUCAGAAUUUACGAUAUUCGUAUGUGAUGGAAGAUAUGAAAGUUGGAGAAAUCUUUAAUAAAUUCUAUGGUGAACUUGCAGUGAAAAGUAAAGUGUCUGAUACAGUGUUGGAAAGGAUUUAUGAGCUCCUGGGAGUUUUGGGAGAAGUCCAGCCUAGUGAUAUGCUUGGCAACUCUGAAAAACUAUUCCGAGCUUAUCUGGGAGAACUCAAAACACAGAUGACCUCUGCAACAAGAGAACCUAAGUUCCCAAUAGUAGCCGGGUGUCUGAAAGGACUGACUGCCCUAAUGUAUAAUUUUACUAAAUCCAUGGAGGAAGAUCCACAAACCUCAAAAGAGAUAUUUGAUUUUGCAGUGAAGUCAAUAAGUCCACAGGUGGACUUAAAGCGAUAUGCAGUGCCUCUUGCUGGUCUACAUUUGUUUAGUAAACAUGCUGUUCAAUUCAGUACUUCCCUUCUGGAAAACUAUGCUUUAUUAUUUGAAGUAAUGUGUAAAUGGUGUGGCCACCAGAAUGUAGAAAUGAAGAAAGCUGCCCAUUCAGCUCUGGAUGCAUUUCUUAAACAGAUCUCUGAAAUGAUUGCAAAGGAUGUAAAAAUGCAUGAGAGCAAGCUGCGUUACUUUAUGGAACAGUUUUAUGAAAUCAUUAGAAAGAUGGAUGCUAGCAAUAAAGAAUUAUCCAUUGCUAUUCGAGGAUAUGGCCUUUUUGCAGCACCAUGUAAAGCAAUCAGUUCAAAGGAUGUCGACUUUAUGUAUGUUGAACUCCUUCAGCGCUGUAAGCAAAUGUAUCUCACUGAGGCAGAAACAGUUGAUGACCACGUGUAUCAGCUUCCAAGUUUCCUUCAGUCAAUUGCAAGUGUUAUCUUCUACUUGGACUCCAUUCCUGAAGUAUACACUCCGGUUCUUGAACGUCUGGUUGUAGCACAAAUAGACAGUUUUCCACAGUACAGUGUAAAAAUGCAAUCUACAUGCUGCAAAUCCAUUGUAAAGGUCUUUCUAGCCCUGGCAGGAAAAGGUCCUGUAUUGUGGAGUUUUAUGAGCACUGUGGUGCAUCAAGGUUUAAUCAGAGUAUGUUCUAAGCCAAUUGCCUUUUCAAAGGAAUAUUCAGUGAAAGAUGUUUCUAGUCCAGUAGAACCUCCUACAGCAGGAGAGGUCAGGGUUGGGAAAUGGAAAGUUCCUACGUAUAAGGAUUAUCUGGAUCUUUUUACAAGUUUACUGGAUUGUGACACAAUGAAGGACUCUUUGUUAGCAGAUGAAACCUUCCCGGUUGCAAAUUCACCAUUACAAUCCUUAAAUCGCUUGUUAUAUGAUGAGCUCAUAAAGUCCGUCCUCAAAAUAAUUGAAAAAUUGGAUCUUACAGUUCAGAAACAGAAUAUUUGUGAAGAGAAGGAUGCAAAUGAAGCUGAUGUUGAUCUCACAAUCCCUGCUUCUGAUCCAGUGGCAAACCUCCAGCCAAUCAAGCCUCAAGACUUCACAGCUUUCAUUAACCUAGUAGAAUUUUGCAAAGAGAUCCUCCCAGAAAAGCAUGUUGAAUAUUUUGAACCAUGGAUUUAUUCAUUUAGCUAUGAGCUGAUUAUACAAUCAACACGUUUACCUCUUAUUAGUGGGUUUUACAAGCUGUUGUCCAUUGCCAUGAACAUUGCUAAGAAAACAAAAUAUUUUAAGGAUGUUGGUUCAAAGAGUAAGAGAAAGUGUCCUGAGGACCCAGAGAAGCAUUCCUGUUUUGCCCUGUUUGCCAAAUUUGGAAAAGAGGUCACAGCAAAAAUGAAGCAAUACAAAGACGAGCUGUUGGCAUCUUGUCUGACUUUUGUGCUCUCAUUGCCACACAAUAUCAUCAUGCUGGAUAUUAAAGCAUACAUUCCUGCAUUACAGAAUGCCUUUAAACUAGGCCUUAGCUACACCCCAAUGGCUAACGUGGCAUUGGAUGCACUGGAGGAUUGGUCAACCUAUAUUGACAGACAUGCAAUGCAACCAUACUAUAAGGAUAUCUUGCCUUGCCUUGAUGGUUAUUUGAAAACAUCUAAAUCCACAGAUGAUUUUCAGAAUACUUGGGAGGUGAAGAAGCUUUCCCGGGCAAUCCAGAAGGGCUUAAACAAAGUGGUGAUACAACGUGUGAAGAAAGCAAGGAGCCUUGCAUCGGAGGAGGAUCUUUCAUUGGAAGCAGUGAGAGCUAGAGCUGUCUGCCUACUUGGAUCUCUAGGAGGACAAAUCAAUCGGAAUUUGGUUACAGCUGCUUCUGCAGAGGAAACGAUGAAGAAGUUUGUGUCCUGGGACACAGAGAAGCACCUGAGUUUUGCAGUUCCAUUUGCGGAUAUGAAGCCUGUUAUCUACUUGGAUGUAUUUUUGCCUCGUGUUGCUGAAUUGGCUCUUUAUGCUAGUGAUAGGCAGACUAAGGUUGCAGCUUGUGAGCUCCUGCACAGUAUAGUUGUGUACAUGCUGGGAAAGGCUUCACAGAUUCCUGAAGGACAACAGAGUUGCCCACCCAUGUCUCGCCUGUAUAAGCAUACAUUUCCUGUGCUGCUUCGACUUGCAUGUGAUGUGGACCAGGUUACAAGGCAACUCUACGGAACGCUAGUCAUGGAAUUAAUUCACUGGUUCACAAACAACAAAAAGUUUGAAAGCCAAGAUACAGUGACAUUAUUAGAAGCAAUUUUGAAUGGAAUCGUGGAUCCUGUGGAUAGCACUUUGAGAGACUUUUGUGGUCAGUGUGUCCGUGAGUUUUUGAAGUGGUCCAUUAAGCAGACAACACCACAGCAGCAGGAGAAAAGUCCAGUGAAUACAAAAUCUCUCUUCAAGAGACUGUACAGCCUUGCUCUCCAUCCUAGUGCUUUCAAGCGAUUAGGAGCUGCACUUGCAUUUAACAACAUCUACAGAGAAUUUAGGGAAGAGAAUGCUCUUGUGGACCAGUUUGUUUUUGAAGCACUGGUUGUGUACCUAGAAAGCCUGGCCUUGACACACGGAGAUGAAAAGUCUCUAGGUACUACCCAACAGUGUUGUGAUGCUAUUGAUCACCUGAAGCGUAUAAUUAAGCGUAAAGCAUCUGUCCUGAACAAAGAAAGCAAUCGGAGGUUACCUCGAGGAUUUCCACCUGCACCAAUAUGUUUAGCAGAUGUUGUCCUGUGGCUUUUACUGCAAUGUGGACGACCCCAAACUGAAUGCCGGCAUAAAGUCAUGGAACUUUUCUUUGAAUUUGUUCCUUUGUUACCAGGAAACAACUCUCCAUCUUCCUGGUUGAAUGACAUUCUUCAGAAACGAGGAAUCUCUUUUCUCAUUAAAAACAUUGAAGGAGGUGGUUGUGAAGGGGAAAAUGUGUCUGGAAUCUUGUCUCAUCCAACUCUUUAUGACCUGGAAGAGAUCUUCAGUUUGCGAGCUGUUGUGCAAUGGAUGGAUAUGCUUCUGGCUGCUCUAGACUGUUACAAUACUUUUAUUGAGCAGAGAAUGAUCAGACCAGAUGAAGUACUAGGUACAGAUGCAAGUUCCUCCUUCUUGACAUCGCUCGAGUUCUUCCUUGGAAAAAUUGCUUUGCAUGAUGUGUCUGGUGCAGAACAGUGUUUUAGCACUGGGCCCAAGGGCAACAUAUUUAGUCCACAAGAAAGAGAAGAAUACAACUACAGCAAGUGUACAAUUGUAGUUCGAAUUAUGGUUUUUGCCAGCAUGAUUUUGGAGACCCGUCAGCAGGAUUUCUGGAAGCUGCUUGAGAAAAAGUUGCUUAAUGACAAUCUCAUAGAUCUUGUCGUGAAAACAGUCUGUGACCCGCAAAGUGUAGGCUUCAACAUUGCUGAUGUACAAGUUAUGGAAAAUCUACCAAAUGUUUGUGUGAGGCUUAUAAAAGCUUUGAUGAAAUCUCCUUAUAAAGAAUCUUUAGAGAGCGGUAUAAAGAAAAUAGUAACAUCCAAAAGCAUUGAGGAACUUUGCAGUGUUGAGCUCUAUAAUCCGGAUGCCCGCUUAGAUCAUGUCAAACUUGGCUCCAUUUUGUCUGCUUGCAAGCAGCUUCACAAGGCUGAUUUGCUUCAUUGUACCUUACAGUCUCAGGGUACAGAUCUACAUUGUGAGAUAGGCUCUAAGCUCAUGUUAGUUGUGUACAGAGGUAUUGCUCCAGCUGAUGAAAGGAAGUCUCUUCCCUCACUAGAUGUUGCCAGUAAACGAUUAGCUGACGGGCUACUGCAGCUGGCUUUUGCCUUUGGUGUCCAGUGCACAGAGCUUGUGAGUCUCUUGCUGAACACACUGAUGUUAUCUGUACCAUUAUCUGGAGCAUCCCAAAGAAACCUUAUCAGCUUUUCUCAUGGAGAGUAUUUCUACAGCUUGUUUUUAGAAACUAUAAACAGAGAGUUGCUGAAACACCUGGAUACAGCAGUUCUUCAGCUCAUGAAAUCAGCUGUGGCCAGCCCCAAAAUGGUUGGUACUAUUUUAAAUGGUAUGUUGGAUCAAAGCUUUAGAGAGCGUGCUGUUCGCAAGCAACAAGGAGCAAAAUUAGUGGCUGCCAUAUUAAAGAACUGGGAACAUCUUAACCACUGGUGGACCAAAGAUUCUGCUCCUGAGAGUAAAAUGGCUAUCUUGACUCUACUUGCUAAAGUUCUUCAGAUUGACUCUUCUGUGUCAUUUAACACAAAUCAUGAGGCAUUUUCUGUUGUUUUCAAUACAUACACAAAUCUCCUUAUGGACCAGAAGCUGGGUCUAAAUCUCAAAAGUCAAGCAGUUAUCAUUCUUCCAUUUUUCACUAACCUUGCUGGAGAAAGACUGGAUGGCCUUAAAAAUGCACUUGAGAAGCUUGUAGCAUUUAAUUUCCCUUUGAGAUCUGAUGAGUUUCCCAAAGGAACCCUAAGGUACAAUAACUACGUGGAUUGCACUAAAAAGUUUCUAGAUGCACUAGAACUAUCCCAGAGUUCUAUGUUACUGCAGUUGAUGACAGAAAUUCUUUGCAGAGACCCCAAGCACAUAAUGGAGGAAUUAUUUGAGAUCAGCUUCAAAAGAAUUGCCAGAAGGAGUAGCUGUCACAAACAGUUGUUGCUACUAGACUGUGUGCAUAAAAUGUUCCAAAGCGAACACCUUCUUUCAAAUGAAACUCGUCAAGCCUAUGUAGACCGCUGUCUUCUCACAUUACUGCUUCACUGCAGCCUGGAUGCACUGAAAGAAUUUUUAACUAAGAUUAUUAUAGAAGCUAUGGAUACACUGAAGUCAAGGUUUACAAAGUCAAAUGAAAAUGCUUUCGAAAUGCAGGUCAUCAAGAAAAUGAGCUACUUCAAGAUUUUGGAAGUGAUGUAUUUACGUCUUUCCAAGGAAGAUAUAUACUCCAAAGAUUCUAAAAUUAACCAGGCUUUUCAGGGUUCGACCCGUGUAGAAGGAAAUGAACUUACAAAAACCUUAAUAAAGUCCUGCUAUGAUGCCUUUACAGAAAACAUGUCAGGUGAAACUCAGUUGUUGGAAAAGAGAAGACAGUAUCAUUGUGCUGGAUAUAAUUGUGCUAUUGCUGUCAUUAGCUGUGUCUUCAAUGAAAGUAAAUUCUAUCAAGGCUUUCUUUUCUCAGAAAAACCUGAAAAGAAUCUUUUAAUUUUAGAAAACUUGUUGGAUUUGCAACGCUGUUACACAUUUCCCAUUGAGAUUGAGGUUCCUCUGGAAAGAAAGAAACAGUACAUUGCCAUUAGGAGAGAAGCCAGGGAAGCAAUGAGUGGGGAUACUGCUGAACCAUACUAUUUAGCCUCUGCGUCAUAUAUGGUGGAUAGCAGUUUGAGUGAGGAAAUGAGCCAAUUUGAUUUCUCAACUGGAGUACAGAGUUUUUCAUAUAAUUCACAAGAUAUUAGUACUUCUGGAUCUCGCUUCAGGAGAAAGGAUCCCACAGAAUCUGUGGUUCCAGAUGCUGUUAUGGAAUUAGAAAUGGAUGAACUGAAUCAGCAUGAAUGUAUGGCGUCUAUGACCACCUUGAUCAAACAUAUGCACAGAAAUAAUAUCACACCCAAAGUAGAAGGUGCAGAUACACCAGAUCUUCCUCCAUGGAUGAAGUUUCUGCACAACAAACUGGGAAAUCCCUCUGUACCAGUAAAUAUUCGCCUGUUUGUGGCUAAGCUCAUUGUGAAUACAGAAGAAGUAUUCCAGCCAUAUGCAAAGCAUUGGCUCGGCCCCUUACUACAGCUGGUUGUUUCUGGAGAUAAUGGGGGAGAAGGGAUACAUUACAUGGUGGUAGAGAUAGUGGUCACCCUGCUUUCCUGGACUAGUGUUGCUACUCCCAAGGGAAAUGUCAAGGAAGAAGUCCUAGCUAACAGGUUGCUGGAAUUCUUGAUGAAGAAUGCAUUUCACCCGAAAAGAGCAGUGUUCAGACAUAACCUAGAAAUUAUUAAGACAGUAGUAGAAUGCUGGAAAGACUGUCUUGGUAUACCUUACAGGAUAAUAUUUGAACGAUUUUCUGGUGGUGAUCCCGACACAAAAGACAACUCAGUGGGAAUUCAGUUGCUAGGAAUUGUGCUUGCUAAUAACUUACCACCCUAUGAUCCAAAGUGUGAAAUAGACAGUUUGAGGUAAGAAAAAUAACUUUCUGAAAUAGAUGUUUCUCAAAAUAUGUUCCUUUGUGAGUUACUUUGUUUGAUGUCCUCCGUAUUUUUUGACUUCAGGAUAAUAUUUGAACGAUUUUCUGGUGGUGAUCCCGACACAAAAGACAACUCAGUGGGAAUUCAGUUGCUAGGAAUUGUGCUUGCUAAUAACUUACCACCCUAUGAUCCAAAGUGUGAAAUAGACAGUUUGAGAUUCAUACAGCUUACCACCAGCCAGCAGCUAAAUAUCCCAGAACAGCCGAUCAAUACUCCUUUGCUCAGGUUGCAUUUGCAGCUCUGGCAGACUGUUACUUUCCUGCCUGUCAGGAGGACAUUUGAAGGUCCUAUAUUUGAUUUGGUUAUAAAGCAGCUAAGACAACAUCAGAAUACCAGAGAUGACAAGUUUAUUGUUUGCCUGAAUAAAGUAUCAAAGAACUUCCCACCUCUCGCUGAUAGGUUCAUGAAUACAGUCUUCUUCCUGAUACCAAAACUUCAUGGGGUGAUGAAAACUUACUGCCUGGAAGUAGUAAUGUGCCGUGCCCAAGAAAUUGAUAAUCUGUAUUUACAGUUGAAGAGUAAGGAAUUCUCGCAGGUCAUGAGCCACCGAGACGAUGAAAGACAAACUGUGUGUUUGGAAAUAGUGUACAAGAUGUUACCCAAGCUGAAACCAAAUGAAGUAAAAGAGCUUCUUCCUGCAAUAACAAGCUUCAUCUCUCACCCUUCAGUGUUAUGUCGAGAACGAAUGUAUGAUAUUCUUAUGUGGUUAUAUGACAACUACAGGGAUUCUGAAAGCCAGGCAGAUGAAAUGUCUUCUGAUGUGUUUAAAGGAGCAAAAGAAUGUCUCCUUCAAGGACUAAUUGAUGAAAAUUCUGGACUACAAUUAAUUGUUAGGAAUUUUUGGGGUGAUGAAACCAGGCUACCACCAAAUACCCUGGAUCGUAUGUUGGCUUUACUGAAUUAUUUGUAUUCUGUCAAAAUAGAAACUCAAUAUUUGAGUUUAGCUACAAAUUUUCUUCUUGAAAUGACCAGCAAGAGCCCAGAUUAUUCAAGAAAAAUGUUUGAAUAUCCACUUUCGGAAUGCAAAUUUCAGGAUUUUGCUAUUGAUUCAAAUUGGCGGAUUCGGAGUACAGUUCUUACCCCUAUGUUUGUGGAGACCCAGGUUUCACAGAGUUCCAGCAGGUAUCCCUCACAGGAAGGAACAAUGGGUGGCCAUGUAAGGGCUACCCAACAACAAUAUGAAUUUACUCCCACCCAAAAUGUUGGUGGGAAAAGCUCUUUUAACUGGCUAAUAGGAAGCAGCAUUGACACUUUUGCAGAGUACACAGCUUCUUCAUCUUCCGAAUCUCUGUCUUCAUCCAUGCUGCUCAUUAAUAAGCGGGCUGACAAAUCACACAGAGCUGUUCUCAAACCAUUAGGUCCCGGUUUUGGGGGGAAAAGGCUGGGUUUGCCAGGGGACGAGGUGGACAGCAAGGCUAAAGUUAUAGACAUACGGGCUGACAUUCUGAGGCUGCGAAGGCGUUUCUUAAAGGAUCAAGAAAAGCUUAGUUUGAUUUAUGCAAAGAAGGGUGUUGCUGAACAGAAACAAGAAAAGGAAAUGAAAACUCAAAUGAAGAUGAAGCAUGAUGCUCAGGUCACUUUGUACAGGAAAUAUAGGCAAGGUGAUCUCCCCGAUAUCCAGAUUGAAUACAGCAGUCUCAUCACUCCUUUGCAAGGUGUGGCACAGAGAGACCCUAUACUAGCUAAACAGCUCUUUAAUAGUUUAUUUAGUGGAAUUCUGGAAGAAAUGAAAAAAAUUAAAUCUCAGGCUGAGAAGAACAGUAUCAUCCAGCAGCUGGUGCAGAACUUCAACCAUUUUUUGACUACAUCUGUGUUGUAUUUCCCUCCGUUCAUAGCCUGCAUCCAGGAAAUGAGCUACCAGCACAAAGAGCUUUUGGACCUCAGCUCUUCUACUGUGAGUGCUAGCUGCUUAGCAAGUUUACAGCAACCAGUGGGUAUCUUGCUGCUUGAACAAGCUUUAGUUCACAUUUCCCCUGAGGAAGGGAAGGAGCCACCCUCCAAACGAAUGCGUGGGAAGAUACCACUAUCACCCGAUGUGACCAGAUGGAUUGAACUUGCCAAGCUUUAUCGAUCCAUUGGAGAGUAUGAUGUUCUGCAGGGAAUUUUCAGUGGAAAGAUUGGUACUAAGGAAAUUACUCAGAAGGCUUUAAUAGCUGAAGCAAAAAGUGAUUAUGCUGAAGCUGCUAAGCAUUAUGAUGAGGCACUCUCCACUCAAGACUGGCCAGAGGGAGAACCCACAGAAGCAGAAAAGGAUUUUUGGGAACUUGCUUCUCUUGAAUGCUACAACUGCCUAACGGAAUGGAAGUCUCUAGAAUACUGUUCAACUGUUAACAUUGAUAAUGAACAACCCCCAGAUCUAAAUAAAACAUGGAGUGAUCCAUUUUAUCAGGAAACCUAUCUGCCAUAUAUUAUUCGCAGUAAGCUGAAACUUCUUCUUCAUGGAGAAAGUGACCAGUCUUUACUGACAUUUAUUGAUGAGGCUAUGAAAACAGAACAGAAGAAAGCCCUUAUAGAGAUGUACUACAGUCAAGAUUUGAGUCUUCUUUACAUUUUGCAGGAUGAUUUUGACAGAGCCAAGUACUAUGUUAACAACGCUAUGCAGGUGUUCAUGCAGAACUAUUCAAAUAUUGAUUCGCUGUUGCAUCAGAGUCGGCUUACCAAGCUGCAGUCUGUUCAGGCUUUGACAGAAAUACAGGACUUCAUUAACUUUAUCAGCAAACCAAGUAAUAUAGCUUCUCAAGCUUCCCUUAAGAGACUUUUCAGUAUUUGGACAAGCAGAUAUCCUGAUACCAGAAUGGAUCCAAUGAACAUUUGGGAUGAUAUUAUCACAAACAGAUGUUUCUUUCUCAACAAAAUUCAAGAAAGACUCCCUAAUACUCAUCUGGAUGACAGUAUGGAUGUGGAUGGUGAUGGAGAUGCUAGUUCCAAAAUGGAAGUAGGAGACGAGAAGCAAAACACACACUUCAUGAUUACAAAUUGCAAAUUUAACAUGAAAAUGAAGAUGAUUGAGAGUGCCAGGAAACAGAACAGCUUCUCAGUAGCCAUGAAACUUCUUAAGGACCUGCACAGAGAUUCUAAGACAAGAGAGGACUGGCUAGUGAGAUGGAACCACAGCUAUUGCCGCUAUAGCCACAGUCGGAGCCGGAGCCAGAGCAACCCUGAACAGAUCCUUACAGUACUCAAAACAGUAUCCCUGCUAGAAUCUGACACUGUAAACAAUGAUGCACUAGCCAUCCGCAACCAAAGUCUGCUUCUGGGUACCACUUUCCAUAUUAUGGCCAAGGCCCUUUCGAAGGAUCCAGGAUCUCUUGACCAAAUUGAUAAAGAAAAGUCUAUCAAAGUCCUAGCACUUUCAUGUGAAAGGCCUGACAAUAUUGAAAAGGUUAUAGCAGGCUUAAACAAAAGAGCUUUCCAGUGUUUCAUUAAAGCUGCAAAGAAUGCUGAAGAAGAACUACAGUCCAUAUCAUCUGACCACAUAGAUAUAAAUGGUGUCAUAACUGCUUAUAUGACAUUAGCCAAUUUCUGUGAUAGUCAUCUCCGUAAAGAGGAAGAAAGUUCAGCAGAUAUAGAUGCUGUGGAUUUGCAGAUAUUCCCAGGCAUUGUAGUGGAGAAAGUAAUAAAAGCUUUAAAAAUGAAUUCAGAAGAAGCUAGGUUAAAAUUUCCCAGACUAUUGCAAAUAGUAGAGAAGUAUCCAAGAGAGACUUCCGGGCUCAUGGUGCAAGAGAUGUCCACUGUUCCCUGUUGGCAGUUUAUUGGCUGGAUUAGCCAGUUGAUGGCAGUGCUUGACAAAGAGGAAGCACGUGCUGUGCAACCUACAGUGGAAGAGAUUGCCAACAAUUACCCACAGGCAAUAGUGUAUCCCUUCAUGAUCAGCAGCGAAAGUUUUUCGUUCCCUGAAACAGUCAUUGGUCAUAAGAACAAGGAAUUUGUAGAAAGGGUGAAAAACAAAUUAGAUAAAGGACGAGUGAUACAAGAGUUUGUCCAUGCCUUGGAGCAGCUCUCCAAUCCUGUGAUGCUUUUCAAGGAUUGGACUGAAGAUAUUAGAAAUGAACUUGGCAAAACAAAAAGAAAUAAAAACAAGAUUCAGCAAUUGUAUGAUGGAAUAUACCAGAAUUUAGGAAAUCUACAAGCUCCAGGUCUUGGCUUGUUCAGAAAGCGAUUUGUUCAGAAAUUUGGGAUGGAAUUUGAGAAUCAUUUUGGAAAAGGAGGUACCAAGCUGCUAAAUAUGAAAACAGCCGAUUUCAAUACUAUUGUGGAGCCUCUCCUCUCAAAAAUGAGGGACUGUCAGAAAGAACCGGGGAAUCUGAAGGAGUGUUCCUCUUGGAUGAGUGAGUUCAAGCCAGAAUUCUUAAGGACUGAACUGGAAAUACCUGGUCAGUAUGAUGGUAAAGGAAAGCCAUUGCCAGAAUACCAUGCCAAAAUUUCUGGAUUUGAUGAGCGGAUAAAAGUAAUGGCAUCCAUCCGGAAACCAACACGUAUAAUAAUCAGAGGGAGUGAUGAACGGGAAUAUCCUUUCCUUGUGAAAGGAGGAGAAGACCUCCGGCAAGACCAGCGGAUCGAACAGCUUUUCGAUGUUAUGAAUACUGUCCUUUCACGAAAUGCUGUUUGUAGCCAAAGAAACAUGCAGUUAAAAACUUACCAAGUUAUACCAAUGACCACCAGAAUAGGAUUAAUCGAGUGGCUUGAGAAUACCUGCACUUUGAAGGAAUUCCUUUUGAAUAGCAUGUCUGAGAAGGAAAAAAAUGAUUAUAACAGCUCCACAGGUCCUCGUGCUGAUUACAGUGACUGGCUUUCCAGAAUGGGGGGAAGAAAUGAAGUUGUUGCACGUUACAUGCCAAUGUACAAAAGAGCCAGUCGUUCAGAAACAGUGAUAUCUUUUCAGCGCCGAGAGAAACGUGUUCCUGAAGACCUCCUUAGGAGAGCCUUUAUUAAGAUGAGUACAACUCCAGAGGCUUUGCUGUCUCUGCGAUCCCAUUUUGCCAGCUCUCAUGCAUUGAUGUGCAUUAGCCACUGGAUUCUUGGUAUUGGAGACAGGCAUUUAUCCAAUUUUAUGAUCAGCAUGGAGACAGGUGGCAUGGUGGGAAUAGACUUUGGACAUGCAUUUGGUUCAGCUACACAGUUUCUGCCAGUGCCAGAGUUGAUGCCUUUCCGUUUGACCCGUCAGUUCAUUAAUUUGAUGUUGCCCAUGAAGGAGUCAGGUCUUAUUUACAAUGUGAUGGUGCAUUCCUUAAGAGCCUACCGUGUGGAUCAAGAUGUUCUUAUUAAUACCAUGGACGUAUUUGUGAAGGAGCCUUCAUUGGAUUGGAAAAAUUUUGAGCUGAAACAGUUGAAAAAAGGAGGCACAUGGACAAGCGAAGUAAACACAGAUGAGGUGAACUGGUAUCCCCGACAAAAAGUACAUUUUGCCAGGAGGAAGUUAGCAGGUGCUAAUCCUGCUGUGAUCACUAGCGAUGAAUUAAAGUUGGGACAUGAGAAAUCAGGUGUAUGCAAAGAUUAUAUAUCCGUGGCAAGAGGAAGCAAAGAGCACAACAUUCGAGCCAGAGAACCAGAGGAAGAUCUUUCAGAAGAAACGCAAGUGAAGUGCCUGAUAGACCAAGCCACUGACCCAAAUAUACUUGGCAGAGUUUGGGAAGGAUGGGAGCCUUGGAUGUGAAAUUGAAACACGGAAUCAAGUUGAAGGAGACAUGAAGACUAUCUGGCCUCUGGUCUUAUAAGAGUGUUGUUGAUCCCGUCAUGACAUCUGGACAUCAUAAAGCACGCGUGCACACACACAGAAAACAGCUGCUUCUCAAGAGAUACACAUUCAUCUUUGUCUGUACUGAGCUUUUGUUUCAUCUUAUAUUAGCAAAACAAAAAAAGCCAUCUUUCUGUGGUGUGGAAGCCAUGAAAAAACUCAGAUGAACACAAUAUUUUC